UGCCUCCGCCAUGGGGAGCACACCAAGGACAAGCUUGUUCUAUUUGACCAUAGUCUCUCUUGUCUUCACCUUAUCUUCACCUGCUGCAGAUAUUCAGAUCAGAUUAGCUGGGUCUGGGUCUACUCGGUGCUCUGGAAGGGUUGAACUCUUUCACAACAACACCUGGGGAACAGUCUGUGAUGACGACUGGGACUUGAACGAUGCUAUGGUGGUGUGCAGACAGUUGGGCUGUGGUACAGCACUGAGUGCACCUCUGUCGGCCCUCUUUGGUCCAGGAACUGACCCCAUCUGGCUUGACGAUGUGGACUGUUCAGGAAGUGAGAGGUCUCUAACUGAGUGUCAGCACGGAGGAUUUGGGACACAUGACUGUGGACACGAUGAGGACGCUGGUGUGGUCUGUUCAGACAUUCAGAUCAGAUUAGCUGGGUCUGGGUCCACUGGGUGCUCUGGAAGGGUUGAACUCUUUCACAACAACACCUGGGGAACAGUCUGUGAUGACGGAUGGGACUUGAACGAUGCUAUGGUGGUGUGCAGACAGUUGAGCUGUGGUACAGCACUGAGUGCACCUCAGUCGGCCCUCUUUGGUCCAGGAACUGACCCCAUCUGGCUUGAUGAUGUGGCCUGUUCAGGAAGUGAGAGGUUUCUAAACGAGUGUCAGCACGCAGGAUUUGGGACACAUAACUGUGGACACGAUGAGGACGCUGGUGUGGUCUGUUCAGGCAUGCAGAUCAGAUUAUCUAUGUCUGCUUUGUGCUCUGGAAGAGUUGAAAUCUAUCACAACAAUACCUGGGGAACAGUCUGUGAUGACGACUGGGACAUGAACGAUGCUAUGGUGGUGUGCAGACAGUUGGGCUGUGGUACAGCACUGAGUGCACCUCUGUCGGCCCUCUUUGGUCCAGGAACUGACCCCAUCUGGCUUGACGAUGUGGACUGUUCAGGAAGUGAGAGGUCUCUAACUGAGUGUCAGCACGCAGGAUUUGGGACACAUGACUGUAACCACAGUGAGGACGCUGGUGUGGUCUGUUCAGGGCCUUUGUUGGUGCUGGUCCUCUCAGUAGCUGCUGGGAUCCUGCUGCUCCUGCUGGCCCUGGUGGUGGUGGUCUGUCUGGUCUGCAGGAGAAGACAACCAGCCAAGCAGCCUGAAAUCCUCAUCCAAACCCAAUUGAUGGUCAGGAACAAUGAUGAAGACACAGACGGGAAACAGACAGAGCAGGCAGGAGGAGUGGAGGAUGAAGAUGGCGAUGAUCAUGAUUAUGUGGAAGUGGAGACUGAAGACAAUUAUGUAGUGGCUGUAGAGAUUUGUGUUAGAGAAGUAACCAGUGAUGAUGACUAUGUAAAUGUAACCACGUUGUUUAAUGAACAAACUGUGUACAUUGAUGAAGAGCAUGAGGAUGUUUAUGAAAACUGUUAAAAGUGUCACAUUGAUUACUGUGGGUAAAUCAACUUCUGAGCCACUGUCAAUUUUUUUAGCUUUCGAAUUUGCAUUGAAUCGAUAAUUUUGAAGAAUUGCAGAACCUGGAAAACAAAAAAAAAUUGUAAUGCAGACUAAUAUUAGCAGUUUGAAGUUGAUUCUUUAUUGCAUUGGCAGUACUGAAUACAUAAACCAGUUUCUCAGAAUCAGCUUGAGAUUAGAAUUAAGUUAUUCAAAGGUGUUCUAAUUAUUUAACUGACGUUUAAAGUCGAUGUGCCUCUCCACUAAAAGUAGGAUUUGCAUAUCUUCACUGUGAUGUUUGAGCUUCACUGUGCAGGAUGCUGUAUAUGCAGAGUUUGUCUUCACAUUCAUCUGCUGAAGACCGAAAGAUUCUCUGUGCUCUCCUUAAACUUGAGUUUAAUACGUAUACCAGCAGGAUUUUGUGACAUCACAAGUAGUUUGGAAGCCAGCCAUGGUCUCGAAUGCAAACUGCACAAACCUCCAGGUCACACUGAGAAUGGACUUUUCAGUGAAGAUGGAGACCAGCAGUUAGCCUUCUGAAAUGAAAAAUACCCACAUAUUCAUAGAUUCUGAAUUUUUCGAUCAAGGAGGAGAUGUAAAUGUAAUUUUGAGAAUUUGCAAAGACAAGUUUUUUGUGGAAAACCAUAGCGGACAUUUAUCAUUGUAGGGAUUUUCAAUAUCUUCAAAUAUCUUUAUAUACAGUAUGUGCCAACGUGUAAAAUAAAUCCUUCCUGGCAGUAUCAUUAGCUGUUUAUACAAGUUCAGACCUAUGAAACUAGAACUAGUUUACAUGAUUUAGACCACAAAAAGAAAGAAAUGUACAACAUUGACAUUAUAUGAAUGAUAGGAUAUAUUGUUUAUAUGUUACCAACUGGGAACAUAGA
Molecule: messenger RNA, 2316 nt
Organism: Chelmon rostratus (copperband butterflyfish)
Lineage: Eukaryota; Metazoa; Chordata; Actinopteri; Chaetodontiformes; Chaetodontidae
Product: deleted in malignant brain tumors 1 protein-like
Exons: 7
Coding region: 11-1411 (466 amino acids)
Cellular component (GO): membrane
Source: RefSeq, a predicted model, not a curated record